This is a messenger RNA of Camellia sinensis, 4108 nucleotides long. It is a transcript of the gene WSIP2, whose product is annotated as WUS-interacting protein 2. The record is from RefSeq and is a predicted model, not a curated record. Lineage: Eukaryota; Viridiplantae; Streptophyta; Magnoliopsida; Ericales; Theaceae. Gene Ontology annotation, biological process: regulation of DNA-templated transcription. Gene Ontology annotation, molecular function: protein binding.
UUUAGAGAGAGAAAAAGUUUAGAAAGGAAAGAGAGAAGAGAGAAAGAGAGAAAAAAGGAAAAGAUAGAGAAGGAAAAAAAAAAAAAAAAAAAUUCACUUAUAAAAACGACCCACCCCAACUCCGUCUCCUUCGUUGUUCUCGUCUUCUGCAAAAUCUUCUCGAUCUAUAAUAUACUUCUUUCUCUCUCUCUCUGUACAAGUCAAUCGAAGGCGAAUUGGGCUGAUCUGUGAGGUUUUAAGCUCUGCUUGGGUUUCAAUUGGAGACGGAGAUGUCGUCGCUGAGCAGAGAAUUGGUUUUUCUGAUACUUCAGUUCUUAGAUGAAGAGAAAUUCAAGGAUACAGUUCACAAGUUGGAGAAAGAGUCAGGGUUUUUCUUCAACAUGAGGUACUUUGAGGACGCUGUGACUAAUGGUGAAUGGGAAGAGGUAGAGAAAUACUUAUCUGGGUUUACAAAGGUAGAUGAUAACAGAUACUCCAUGAAAAUUUUCUUUGAGAUCCGAAAGCAGAAAUACCUUGAAGCACUGGACAAGCGUGAUCAUGCUACCGCUGUUGAGAUUCUUGUGAAGGAUUUGAAAGUCUUCUCCACUUUUAAUGAAGAACUUUUCAAGGAAAUAACCCUACUCCUCACCCUGGCAAAUUUUAGGGAAAACGAGCAACUCUCUAAAUACGGAGAUACAAAGUCAGCCAGGGCUAUAAUGCUUGUUGAGCUCAAGAAGUUAAUUGAGGCAAAUCCGCUAUUUCGUGAUAAGCUACAAUUUCCCACCUUAAAGACCUCAAGGCUACGGACUUUAAUUAAUCAGAGCUUAAAUUGGCAACACCAGCUUUGCAAGAAUCCGAAGCCUAACCCUGAUAUAAAAACCCUUUUUGUCGACCAUACUUGUGGGCAACCAAAUGGUGCUCGGGCUCCCUCCCCUGUUACUAAUCCUCUAAUGGGUUCCCUGCCUAAAGUGGGUGGUUUCCCAACGCUAGGUGCUCAUGGUCCAUUUCAGACAGCACCAGCACCUCUUACGGCGUCUCUUGGAGGAUGGAUGGUUAAUCCAUCUUCUGUGCCACACCAGGCUGUUUCUGCUGGGCCUAUAGGCAUUACUGCUCCAAAUAAUGCAGUGUCUAUGCUAAAGCGUCCUAGGACACCUCCAACUAACAAUCCGGCAAUGGACUAUCAAACUGCAGAUUCUGAACAUUUGCUGAAGAGAUCAAGACCUUUUGGAUUAUCAUCAGAUGAGGUCAACAACCUACCUGUUAAUAUUUUGCCUGUCACAUAUCCUGGCCAGAAUCCUGCUCAUACCUUAUUUUCUUCUGAUGAUUUGCCCAAGACUGUAGUUGUGAAUUUGAAUCAGGGUUCCGCUGUCAAGAGCAUGGAUUUCCAUCCAGUGCAACAAACUCUGCUUCUUGUUGGAACGAAUAUUGGUGAUGUUGCUGUGUGGGAUGUUGGUGCCAGAGAGAGGCUUACUAGUAGAAGUUUCAAGAUUUGGGAGCUUGGAACAUCUUCAAUGACUCUGCAGGCAUCUUUGGCCAAUGAGUAUACUGCAUCGGUGAACAGAGUAAUGUGGAGUCCUGAUGGCAACCUUUUUGGUGUCGCAUACUCCAAGCAUAUUGUGCACCUAUAUACGUAUCAUGGUGGUGAAGAUAUACGGAAUCAUCUGGAGAUUGAUGCUCAUACUGGUAAUGUUAGCGAUCUUGCUUUCUCUCACCCAAACAAACAACUAUGCGUUAUAACUUGUGGGGAGGACAAGACUAUUAAGGUCUGGGAUGUUGCCACUGGUUCUAAGCAGUACACUUUCGAGGGUCAUCAGUUACCUGUUUAUUCUGUGUGCCCACAUACUAAGGAAAACAUUCAGUUCAUCUUUUCGACGGGUAUUGAUGGGAAGAUUAAGGCAUGGUUGUAUGAUAAUUUGGGUUCAAGGGUUGAUUAUGAUGCCCCAGGACAUUCUUGCACAACAAUGGCUUACAGUGCUGAUGGGACAAGGUUGUUCUCAUGUGGGACUAGCAAGGAAGGAGAAUCAUACAUUGUAGAAUGGAAUGAAAGUGAAGGAGCUGUCAAGCGGACAUAUCAUGGUCUUGGGAAGCGGUCUGUUGGGGUUGUGCAAUUUGAUACAACAAAAAACAGAUUUCUGGCUGCUGGUGACGAGUUUGUAAUCAAAUUUUGGGACAUGGAUAAUGUUAACCUCUUGACAACUACUGAUGCAGAGGGUGGAUUGCCGGCUUCACCUUGCAUUCGGUUUAAUAAGGAAGGAAUGCUGUUGGCUGUCUCAACAAGUGAGAAUGGUGUCAAGAUUCUUGCAAAUUCUGACGGUGUUAGGCUUCUGCGUUCCACUGAAAGUCGUGCACUUGAUGCUUCUAGAAUGGCUUCUGAGAGUGCUGCAAAAGCCCCCGUAAUUGGUACAUUUGGUGCUUCCAGUUCAGCUGCUGGAACAAAUGUUGGUGUUGCAGAUAGAAAUGCUCCAGCGAUCCCUAUGAUUACACUGAAUGGAGAUAGCCGAAGUUUGCCAGAUGUGAAACCUAGAAUCACAGAGGAGCUAGAAAAAUCUAAGAUUUGGAAGCUUACUGAAAUCACCGAAUCAUCUCAGCUUCGUUCUCUGAGGCUUCCCGAUAAUUUGUUGUCAGUAAGGAUUAUUAGGUUGAUUUAUACAAAUUCAGGAGGUGCCAUUUUGGCACUAGCAUAUAAUGCUGUACACAAACUCUGGAAAUGGCAGAGGAAUGAACGGAACAUGACAGGAAAGGCGAAUACAAGUGCACCACCACAAUUAUGGCAACCUUCUAGUGGCAUAUUAAUGACCAAUGAUAUAAGUGAGACAAACCUUGAAGAUGCCGUUCCGUGUUUUGCACUUUCGAAGAAUGAUUCUUAUGUUAUGUCGGCAUCAGGAGGAAAAAUUUCCCUAUUUAAUAUGAUGACUUUUAAGACAAUGACAACAUUCAUGCCGCCUCCACCUGCAGCAACAUUCCUUGCCUUCCAUCCACAGGAUAAUAAUAUUAUUGCUAUUGGCAUGGAGGACUCAACAAUACAAAUCUACAAUGUUCGCGUUGACGAGGUUAAAAGCAAGCUCAAAGGGCAUCAGAAGAGAGUAACUGGUCUUGCGUUCUCAAAUGUUCUAAAUGUUCUUGUAUCAUCUGGAGCUGACGCUCAGCUCUGCAUUUGGAGCUCAGAUGGAUGGGAGAAGCAGGCUAGUGCAUUCUUGCAGAUACCGCCAGGGCGAACGGCAGCUCCUCUUGCACAGACACGUGUCCAAUUUCAUCAAGAUCAGGUUCAUCUGCUGGUGGUCCAUGAAACUCAGAUAGCCAUAUAUGAGGCACCAAAGCUAGAAUGUAUUAAGCAGUGGGUUCCGCGAGAGUUAAGUGGUUCAAUCACAGAUGCCACAUAUUCGUGCGAUAGCCAAUCAAUCUUUGCAAGCUUUGAAGAUGGGAGUGUAACUGUCCUCACUGCUUCAACACUCAGACUGAGAUGCCGAAUUAGCUCCACUGCCUACUUACCUCCAAGUCCCAGCCCAAGAGUACAUCCACUUGUUGUAACGGCCCAUCCCUCUGAACCUAAUCAAUUUGCCUUGGGGCUUACUGAUGGCGGAGUUCAUGUUCUCGAGCCCCUGGAAGCCGAGGGAAGGUGGGGUACCACACCACCACUAGAGAAUGGUGUAGGGCCUAGCAUCAACCCUGUUGCAGCGGGUUCGGACCAGCGAUCAAGGUAACCGUGAUUGCCUAUGCCUUGAAAGUAGUGGUCGCGUGAAAUAUCAUGAACACAUUUCCCAUUUUACUUUUGGGGUAGCUGCAAAGUUAGGUAUCUUAGCUCGUAGUAUACACAGCUCUGAUGGGUAGCAAAAUGCUGAGUUGAUAGUCGUCUUGAAUUUAUGGUCAAGAUUUGUGGAAUCCCUUCCGUAUAUAUAAAGGAUGAGAGAAUGGUAAGACGAAGAUGAAGAGACAGAUGGCAGAAGAGUAGAAUUUAGGGCUGUCUUUUGAGAAUUUUGCCUUCUAAUCACAUCAAGGUGACUCAACAAUUAAGUUAUUAGAUUGGGCCUCUGCAAAAUCUUUCUUGUAUUUUUAAGGUAUCUGAAUAUUACUGUUUCUUUUUCCAGCAUUCUGAACAUAAAUGAACUCUCUCUCUCUCUCUCUCUCUCUC